AUGUCCUCUCCCAGCAAAGCCCCCCAGCGCAGCGACAUGAUCCUCGCAAUGAACGACCCCUACAUGCAACAAAUCAUCGACGGCACCAAGACAUACGAGUUCCGCAAGUACAACAUGGCAGGCAUCAAGCGCAUCUGGUUCUACCGCACUGCUCCCCACUCCGCCAUAACUCACAUAUGUCCCGUCAACGAAGCCGUCACGAGAAACUCCGGCGACGCGCCCCUGCCUGAAGAUGGGCUGGGAAACAAGAAUUACAAUGAGAAGGACGCUGAUUACGAGGGCUAUGACUUUGCGUAUCGGAUUAAUGCGGUUUACGAGAUUCAGGCUGAGGGUGGACGGGGAAUUACUUGGGCGAUGAUGCGGGAUGUGCACGGAAUGAAGAUUGCACCACGGGGAAGAGUCCGGGUGCCCGAAUCAAUGAUUGCGCAGUAUAGCUUGGAGGAUCAGAAGAAGGUUUUACGGACUGAAGUCAACAUCAUAAUACAGCCCAAUAGCCCAGCCCAUAUCGGAACAAUGUGCAGUCUUGGCCUUGCAUUCGUCCUCGCCCGACGUCUCCUAGACGAAGGGUUAGAUGUUUCAGUUACUUGUGAUCUCUGGGACCGUGCCAAAGGCGAGCCAUUGACUAUUGACGGUGUCGAUUACCAGAAGAGCCUUCGUGACAAGGGGAAGUUCCAGAAGCACCUCCCGGGCUAUGUUCAGAUCACAAACGAGCUUGCUAGCCGGUACAGAGUUCAUCACCGCAUCAGGAUGGAAGAGGAGUUCAUGAGCAACCCUGAGAUACCUGACGUCCUUCGCGAAGUAAUUGUCAAGCGGGAAUUCUAUGGCAAGGUCCUGGCACCGGAGCGAGGGUCACUGGCUAUCCGGGCUUCAUGUCCCGAAUGUGGAUUGGUGGAGAAGUAUGGUACUCGGAAUGCGUAUGCGGAAGAUGGAUCGGCCGUCACGUUCCACUGUCCUUUACAUGGCCCUUUCACCUGCAACACACAAACCGAGAGCAACCGAUUCCAGUUCAACUGCCAGCUCUUUAACCUUAUCCUUGGACUAUUCUACCAAAGAACACCUUACAAUUGGAUUGAAAUUUGUGGAAGUGACUAUGCUGGAUUCUGGCAGGAACAACUACUAUGGCGAUUUCUGUCCAAGCCAGCAAUCAUCGUCUACACUCCUCUGAUCUCUGACUGGUCUGGAUCCAAGGUUUCAAAGUCGCUAUACCUUCAAGACAAAGCGUACCGAUACUUGCGGGACUCUGGGCAGGAGUAUCUGCUGAAUUAUGAGGUCUGCCGCCGGGAGAACAAAGACCUUGCAAUUUUGUGGAAGGAGGUUGAGUUGUGGGUUGAUGAACCCUAUCGACUUUUCCGUGGCUACAGCAUUCAUUACUUACAUCUCUUGUUCGAAGGGCAUGCAAUUGGGCUUGGGACUAUCCACAAAUAG
This is a messenger RNA of Fusarium tjaetaba, 1425 nucleotides long. RefSeq lists its product as uncharacterized. The transcript has 2 exons. The record is from RefSeq and is a predicted model, not a curated record. Lineage: Eukaryota; Fungi; Ascomycota; Sordariomycetes; Hypocreales; Nectriaceae. Bases 1 to 1425 code for a protein of 474 amino acids.